Medicago truncatula (barrel medic) is the source of this 1205-nucleotide messenger RNA. RefSeq lists its product as uncharacterized. Lineage: Eukaryota; Viridiplantae; Streptophyta; Magnoliopsida; Fabales; Fabaceae. Bases 69 to 1040 code for a protein of 323 amino acids. Gene Ontology annotation, cellular component: chloroplast. The record is from RefSeq and is a predicted model, not a curated record. The transcript has 10 exons.
CCAUACCCAUAGGCCACAUCCACACUUGUUUGUUGUGUCUUGUGUGCGUGCGCCCACAAAAAGAGAACAUGUCCUUCCACUGCACCAACUCAUGCUCAGUUCCCAACACUCUCUGCACCAUAACUUCACAUAGCAUAUCAAUUCCCAGUCUCAAACUAAAAUGCAACACCAAUAAUAACAGAUUCAAAAUUCAUGCAAAAUCAAAUUCAGAUGAUGCACCACAACAACCCACUUCCACUCCUUCCUCCUUUCUCUCCUUUCUCUGUCCCUUGCUCAACCUUUUCUCUGGAGGGGAUCCUUCUGGACAACGUAAUUUUGCUUUGGAGCUAGCAACAUCUUCCUUGGCCAGCACAUCAAGGUUUGCAUGGGGAAGAAAAUCUGUAAUUGAAAGUGCUUCGAGUGAAAAGAUAGCUUCAGAACCUCCUAUUAGUUUGCAGCUUUUUGAAUUUGAGGCAUGCCCUUUUUGUAGAAGGGUACGAGAGGCCAUGACCGAACUAGAUCUUUCUGUAGAGGUCUAUCCUUGUCCUAAAGGUUCUGUAAGACACAGAGAGGUGGUCAGAAAAACUGGUGGCAAAGAGAUGUUUCCUUUCCUCAUUGAUCAAAAUAGUGGUGUUUCCAUGUAUGAGAGCAGCGAUAUUGUAAAAUACUUGUUCGAGCGAUAUGGAGAAGGGAGAAGUCCAUCAUUAGGACUUUUAGAGAGCACUAUUUUCACUGGAUGGAUGCCAACAAUUAUACGAGCAGGUAGAGGAAUGACGCUGUGGGAACGUUCUAGGGUUGAACCUCCUCCUACAAAGCUGGAGCUGUUCUCCUAUGAAAAUAACCCGGAUGCUCGUAUUGUGCGUGAGGCGUUAUGCGAAUUGGAACUUCCUUACAUUCUUCAAAAUGUAGGAGAAGGAUCACGACGAAUGAAAUUACUGUUCGAUGCUUCUGGAUCUAAAGAGGUUCCUUACUUUGUCGAUCACAACACUGGAUUUCAAUCUGGGGACUACAAGAUGAUCUUGCCUUAUUUGUUCGAAACCUAUUCGUCGGCUAAUUUAUAAUUUCCACUUUCUUCAAAUGAAAAACUUUAGUUCUUUCAAAUCACUGCAAAGCCUAUUAAUAUGUGAUGAACAAAAUCACAGGUACAUACAUGCAAUAGAAAGUUGUAAAGAACUGAUUAUUCAAAAUGGUUAAGUUGAAUGCAUCUCUUAACAUUGUUUCCUAGA